Molecule: messenger RNA, 261 nt
Organism: Theileria equi strain WA
Lineage: Eukaryota; Apicomplexa; Aconoidasida; Piroplasmida; Theileriidae
Exons: 4
Coding region: 1-261 (86 amino acids)
Source: RefSeq, a predicted model, not a curated record
AUGGUUGGGGUUGUCAGGGAAAUGACAAAACUUCCGGGAGGACCUUCAUUUCGCCUUUUAGGUCCUAUUUGUCUUGGUAUAGUAGCGUUUCCACUCGCUUUGGAUUCUGCAAAAGAGCUGUAUUGGACUAUUAGGAUGAAGAAACUAAAUAUGGAUGAAAUUCUUUCUGAUAGGUUCACUUGGUUACACCACUCCAUUAUUAGUGAUGAGAUUGAUAGAACUCUUCUUAAGCAAUCGUUGACGAAGUUGAAGGACUUGUAG